AUGAAGAAGAAUGAAUAUAUGGUUUCUGAAUUGAUAGAUGUAACAAAUCUGUAGGAGUUUCUCUUACUUUCAUUUUUUACUAUAAUAGGAUUAAUUUUGUUUUGGUAAGUUUGGAAGGAUUAUCAAUCCACUAAAAGAAUUUAUAUUAAGAGGGAAUAAGAAAAAAUAGAUAUGUUGGUAAUUAAGAGACUUUUGUUAGUAAAUAUAUGUGCUCAAACAUUUUCAUAUUUUAUUGAAUGUGUAGGUUAUGCUUUUCUUAAAAAUUGCCAAACUAACAAUUACUAUAUUAUAUCUAUAAUUUAUUUAAUCUGCAAUGUGACAUAUAUGACAUCAUUAUAUAUGUGUUGUUGGAAAUCAACAUUAAUAUGGUAACAAUAUUACUAAAUCCUAGGGGUUAAUUAAUAUUACUAAAAUUAAGUAUUUCAAGUUCCAUCAUUGAUUUUUUAAAGAAAUAUUCCAUUAUUGAAGUAUUAAUUGUUUUUAUGAAUCUAUGCGUAUGUCUAUUUUAUUUCAUUUAAGUAAAAAGGUAAGUUUUAUUUAUAUUUUUAGUAUUGUAAAUCUCAUAGUGUCCAUUAUUUCAACAUUAAUGCUUAUAUUAUUUUUGAUAGUUUCGUUUUUCUUUUAGAAAUACAUUAUUUUAAUUCAAAAUGAAAUUCCAAAUUAAACUAAACGUAGAGUAAUUAAAUAUAUAAAGUUUAGAUAUUUAUUAGCAUAAUCUUUUUAUCAUGUGCGUUAGGUCUGAGAAUCUGUUGGAACCUCUUCCUAAUGAUUCAACAAGACAAUUUAAUAAUAAGGUUGAAAUAUUAAGAAGUCGAAGUUACAUGUAAUAUGAAAGGCUCAAUAUAUUGGUUUAUCUAUGAAUUACUUUAUUUUCCUAUAGCAAAUCUGAUCCCAGUAUUUUUAUUUAAUCGAAUUUAUUCUCAGCAGAGGAUUGUUCCAUAAAAUCAAAUAAAUAGAUUAAUUAAUGAAGAAUGA
Paramecium pentaurelia is the source of this 975-nucleotide messenger RNA. The record is from the annotation of a GenBank genome assembly. Lineage: Eukaryota; Ciliophora; Oligohymenophorea; Peniculida; Parameciidae.